AGCCCUGAGGCCCCGGUGCCGGCCCCGCGGCGGGGAUGCCCGGCUGGCAGCGGGCUGGCAGCGCCGGGCUCCGCCAGGAUGAAGAAACACAACUCGGUGCAGGGCACCUUCAGCCGCCUCUUCGGGAAGCGCCAGGCCAGCCCUACCACCCCCUCCCUCUUCGCCACCAACCCGCCCUGGAUCUUCACCCAGGAGGUGACCUCGGACAGCGCGGGGGGCACCGGUGAUGUGAUUGAGGUGUAUUAUGGUGACAACCGCUUUGGGACAGUGACAGACUCUGGCACAGCAACGCUCAAACCUCGUCCGAGGGUCCGCCCGCUCCUGACUUUCCUUCCCCUGAAUGCCCAAGAAUCCCAUGGGGUGGCUGUGCCAACACCGUCAGUGCCAGAAGACUUUGAGGAAAAAGCAGCUCUUGGCUCCAGCUCCCAGGUCAAUGGAAACCACCGAAGGUACAGCUCGGUGGGGGACCUGCGCCCACAGGCUCUGGAGGGGGAUGACCUGGAGGAAGACAUUCCUCCACCACCAUCAGUACCCCCACCACCCCCUCCAACAGCUCCUGCACCACCAUCUCCAGCCUCACCGGUCCCUCCACCACCUGAAACGCUGCCUCCACCACCACCACCACCACCACCUGAGGCAGUGCCACCACCUCCUGCCAUGGCACCUCCGCCACCUCCAACCUCUGCCCUCUCCUCGCCCAGCACACCGACUCCUCCAGAUUUCAUCCCACCAGCCCCUCCGGGUGUCUCACCCCUCAGCCGGGCCCCAGCACCCUUCACCUCCGGGAUGUCCAAGUGGAAGUCUGAGACGGUGCUGAACACGAGGCAGGCAGAUGCCGAGGGGCUGCUCUGCCCUGCCCAGGAUGGGGUGACAGCCGCCCCCAGCCCAAAGGAGACCCCGCAGCCCAAGCACUGCCCCGAGCCCCACCUCACCUUCCCCAGGUCCUUCAAGGUGCCUCCACCAGCCCCAGCCCGGACCUCCUCCAUCCCUGUGCAGGAGACCCAGCCUGCCCACCAGGACCCCUUCCCCAGGCAGCCCCACAGCCGCCCUCCCCUCCCACCCUGCUUCACCAUCAGACCCGCAGCCAAGGCUCAGGCAGGGAGAGAAGCUGAGCUGAGACAGGGUGGCACCAAGCCAGCAGUGCCAACCCCACCACCGCUCAGCCCCAAGCCAGCUCUGAGGCCUGACCAAGGGAUAACCCCUGCCGGGUGCCGCUCCACACCGCCAGCCUCCGAAACAGAGAAGAUUCCCCAGCCAAAACCAGCCCGGAGAGACUCUCCUCCAGAAUCAGAGUUUCUCUCUGCCAAUGACCUGGACCUCCCCCCUCCUGACUACCCCACCAGUGAGGAUGACUGGAGGGACUCCAGCAACCUGAGCAGGCUGCGGAAUGAGCUCUCGGCCCUCCUGCGCUCCCCACGGAAGGAGGAGAGACUCACGGAGAAGCCAUCUGCUCCCCGGCCCACAGACAGCGGUACCGACCGUGCCAGCAGCCAUGAGCCCAGCUCCAAUGGACUCCAACUCACUGGUCCUGCUGGGAAGGACUCGCAGUCACCUGCAGGCAGGGAGAGAGAGAAGAAGGAGGUGCCCAGCAGCCCCCCCAGUGCCCCGGGGGGCUCUCCCAGCACCGCACUCCCUGCUCCAGAGAGCAGCAGUGCCACGCAGCCCCCCAGUGUGAUGAGGAUCAGGAACGAGCUGGAGGCUGUGCUGUCUCUGAAGAAAGAAGGGAAGGCAGCCCUGGGAGUCGGCAGCCAGAAGCAGGGCACCGAGGAUGGCAGCAGCACCCCACGUAUGAGGAAGAGCCCCCCUGAACCUGCCGACUCGGUGCUGCCAGAACCAGCCCGCAGCCUGCUCCCGGCAGCUGCGGUGGAGAAGGAUGAGGCAAGGCAGGAGGACCAUGAUGUUCCUGUCACCAGGAAGGUGACAGAAAGCUUGAUUCCUUCUCCCGGGUCCCUCAGCAGCAGUGCGAGUCCCCCAGCCCCACCUCAGGGCCCAGCAGAGGAGCCCCCUGCUCCCACCUCCCUCUCGCCCCCCACUUCUCCUGCACAGAGCUCAGCUCUGCAGCCCAGCGCGGCCAUCUUCCAGUACAAGGUGCACCAUGCUGGGCCCAGCUCUGCUGAACCACCCAUCCCCACGGGCUCAGCCAGGAGCCCUGUGGGUGCCUCAGGUGUGGGGCAGGAGGACGUUCUGAUCCACCCGGUGACAGGUGAGCGGGUGGAGCGGGGAUCCCCCAUGGCGCUGCUGCUGGCUGCCCGGCAGCGUGCCCAGCGGGGCCGGCACGGUGCUGAGGCGGGAGCAGGAGCCACCGCCUGGGAGAAGCCAUCCCUGAAGCUCGGCAGUGCCUCGUCGGACACCACCUCUACCACCAGCUUCUUCCGGAGUGAAUCCAAGCCCUACUCCUUCACUGUGGUGCCCCGGAUACACGGGGCAGGUUCCGCCAUGUCAGGACACGCCAGACCUCUGUCCUUCUCCAGCUCCUCAGAUCAGGGCCGGGACGUGCGGGCAGCGGGCGAGGGGCAGCCCCUCAGCCUCCCCGGGCUCCAGCGAACAGCAGCCUCCAGCCUCCUGCGGGGCCUCCUUGGGUCAGGGCAGCAGAACCAGCCCAUCCCAUCCCACCAUGGCGUGCCCAGGGAGGAGGAGGAGGAGAACGGGGAGAUGGUGCUGGACUAUGGGAUUAUCCCUCCACCCCCAGAAUUUAGCAACGAAGCAAAUGAAGUCGAGGAACCUCUCCCAAGUCGGGAGGAGAACCGCAAGUGCCCCAGCUUCCCUGACUGCAGCCGGGGCUCCUCCGAGCCGCGGUACUACAGGUGGGCUGGCUAUGGACGUGUCUAUGGGGGCAGCCAUGAGCUGUCGGCCCCGCUGUCCUCGGAAAAGAGCAGAAGGAACGGGGACUUCUCACCCCAGCACCCCGACAGCUCCACCGGUUACCUCAGCCGCUGCCCGAACCCCCGCCCGCUGAUCAAGAAGCGCCUGUACGUCUCUGAGCCCGACAGCUCCUACCCCCGGGGCACCGCAGCUCCCCGGGGCACGGGCACCCUCUCCUCCUAUGCUUCUGGGGGGUACAGCACCCCAGCUGGGGAUGGGGUCCGUCGCCUCAGCGCUACCCACAGGAACGGCCCCAUUGGAGCCCCGGGCAGGCGCACGUCCAUCGAUAGCACCGGGAAGGCCGUGCUGUACGGCAGUGCUGGGGCAGACACCAAGUACAAGGGGCAGAACGGGGACUUCUCACCCGCCAGCACGGUGGCAGCCAGCAGACCAGCCCACAGCAGCUCGCAGUACAGUGGACCCACCAACACCUUCACGGUCCGGCCCGGAGCCCGGCAGCCCAUCUCCUACGUCUACCAGAGCGGGCACCGAUAGUCUGUCCCUGGGACAGCCCCACCACCUUCAUCCAGCUGGGAAGAGGUGAGAAGAUGCCUGUGUUGAUCAACUCCUCCUCUGCUGGCACCAGGAACAGUUCCAACCCUGCUUGAAACUAUUGACUGAGAAGGUGGAGAGUGAACCUGGGACUUGGGCUCUACCCAAAAGACUGUCAUGGAGAUUAGUUACUACGGAGAGCUGGCUGCUGUCUUGUUACGUGAGCAAACAGGGUUUUCCUUUUUUCUAUUUUUCCCCUGUAUUAUUUUUGCAGCCUGAUAGGUCUUCUAAGAAAGCCAAAAAGCAUCCUUAGUUCUCUUUAAAGAGAUUUUCUUUGACUGGUUUAAAUCCAACAUGCUUGGGAGUAGGGAGAUAUGCAGAAUGGAAGCCAGCCAGUGCAUAGCCAAAUGUGGGGGAAUUAAAAUAAUAAUGUGAGGCCAAUGGGAUAGAAAUAGAGGUUAGGGUGUCUAGAUCCCCACCUCUUCUGUCCCCACCUCCUUCAGCAGCCUUGAGCAAAACAAUUAUGCUGAUGCCUUAAAAACAGCUCCUGGCUUUCAGUGUCUGUCCUGCUGAGCCAGGGGCAGCUCUGAGCAGAGGGCUGAACCCCUUCUCCAGGGAGCAACACGGGGGCAGCAGCUUUGGGAGCUUGGGCUCUUGCUUUCCUGUGCCUUUUGGUCACUGUAAGUGUUUCUGUUGGUGAUUACUCCUUGUGAAAGAAGGCUGUAAAGAUGGCUGUAAAGCUCUUUAGAGAGUUAAGACAUUGAGCAAUCCUUUUCCUUUAUCAGUGGGUGGGUGACACCAAAGGUGCUGUGCUGGUGGUGCUUUCCUUGAGGGCUUUUACCACUUCACACACACACACAACAACCCCACCUCUAAAAGCCAACCACAGAGUCCUUAUAAAAAACUGCUGUACUGAGACUUGGCUUGGGGUUGUCUGAUUUGGGGAACUAAGAGGCUGGAUUUGGGUGUGAUUGUAGAGUAUUUGAUGCUCCUGGUAUGUGGAAUGUCUGCAGGGACAUCCCUCAGCUCCCACUCUUUCCAGAAGUGCUUGUCUGGGAGCUGGGGGUGCUCCUCCUGCCAGUGCCUGUCCGAGGGAGUGAGUGAUGGCUGUGGGGUGGGAGAGAGGAGUAGGAUCCAAGAGGGGAUUUUAUGCUACAGAGCAAGCGAUGCAGUCUCAUGAUAGCUGACCAAAUGAAUAGCCAGCUUCCUGACAUUAGAAAUAAUCUUCCUCGCAGGCAAGCUUGCUGAAAACCACUGUAAGAUAAGUGUAAAAACUUGUAGAGAAUGUUUUCUAAUCACUGACAAACUAAAAGCACUUUGAGACAUUAGUCUACUUCUGUGGAAAGCACUUUCUGUUUUCAAUGCUAUACAAUAUUAUUUCUUCCACUCCAGCUUAUCCUGUGUUGCACACACGUGUGUGUGCAUCUGAGCAGAUUUUUUACAGUUCAGACCAAAAUUCAGUGAUAAAUUUUCCUUCAUGGUGGAUUUUUCAAGAGUUCUCUUGAUGUUAAUACCACGUCACUGGCGUUCUGUGUUUUAUGUUAUUUCCAGCCCAACAACAGCUGUUUCAAACAGCUUCAGAGUUUUCUGAACUCUACUUUGCUGUGAAUAAAAUGAAAAUGCAAAUAUCACAAUUGGUCUGAUAGCUAAUUCCAAUGGCUUUUUAAUGCCAUUAAGUUGCAGUAAGUUGCAGAUUCACCAGUUUAACUUGAAACAAAACAAAGAAGCCCCUCUGACAAUAUAAAGUAAUAUAAAGUUGGGGUUUUUUUCCCUGAUAAUUUUUUUCCCAAAAUAAUGCUAUAACUGCAAAUUAAUUCUCAAAAGCAGUUUUGAAUUUAAAUGUUUGUAUUUUGUUGUUGGUUUUGUUUGUUUGUUUGUUUGUUUAUUUAGAGAAAAACUGCUUGGAAGUUCAUCUUUACUGUUUCCCCCAGACAUGCAAUUCCUGUGUAAUUGUAAGCAUAGGGUGCCUUAUUUCCAGCAUUGUGUUAAGUAGCAUGGAAAUGUCAGUCAGUUGUAGGAAAUAGCCAUUAUUCAUACAAAGAACACCCCUGCUGGGACUGCAGAGUGGACUAAGCUGGGAUGAAAUCAGGUAGGACUCUGCUCACAGUUGUCAGACUGGUUAGCAUCAAUGUUGUAAGCAGGGGAACUAUUCUAUUCUAUCCUAUUCUAUCCUAUUCUAUCCUAUUUCUAUUCUAUUUCUAUUUCUAUUUCUAUUCUUUUCUAUUUC
Calypte anna (Anna's hummingbird) is the source of this 5581-nucleotide messenger RNA. It is a transcript of the gene C26H6orf132, whose product is annotated as chromosome 26 C6orf132 homolog. The record is from RefSeq and is a predicted model, not a curated record. Bases 79 to 3357 code for a protein of 1092 amino acids. NCBI's taxonomy places the organism in Eukaryota, Metazoa, Chordata, Aves, Apodiformes, Trochilidae. The transcript has 5 exons.